Molecule: messenger RNA, 954 nt
Organism: Leptidea sinapis
Lineage: Eukaryota; Metazoa; Arthropoda; Insecta; Lepidoptera; Pieridae
Product: myb/SANT-like DNA-binding domain-containing protein 3
Exons: 6
Coding region: 147-932 (261 amino acids)
Source: RefSeq, a predicted model, not a curated record
UGGCUGAAUCGUCGACAUCCAGUCGACGGAGCCAUUAAAUAAAAAAAAAGUAAAAAAAAUGUGACAGCUGAAAAAUAAAUUGUGAUAAAUGCCGUGGAGUGUAUUGUUUUGUUAUGAUACGAAUAGGUAUGAAUACAAGAUAAAUAAUGGAUUCGCAGCUCGUAGUUGAUGUUGUUUGCUCGCCAACAAUAACGUAUUCUAAGAAGAAACCUUUUACCACAGCUGAGAGAGAGUUGGUUAGAGAAUUAGUGCUGGAAAGGCCUAUAAUUGGAGAUAAGCGUAUACACGCUGAAAACAUAGUAUUAAAACAAAAAGCAUGGGAAGAUAUAGCAAACGUUUAUAAUAGUCGUCCAUAUGUCACACCUAGGAAUAGUAUUCAAUUAAAGCGAUGCUGGGAAAAUCUAAAACAACUACGGAAAAAACAGCUUUCAGAAAGAUUGAACAACAUUAGGCAAAUAGGGGGAGCUGUAGCAAAUGAAAAUUUGGAGAGAACAGAUGAUUUUUACAAAGAAGAUGAUAAUUUGGUCGAGAAUGAAAGUCAAAAUAAUGUUCAUGAUUAUCACACAGGACCAAUGUUGAAUGGACACACCAAUGAAGCACUUCUGAAGACUUAUGAAGAUAAAUGGCCUGAGAUAAUGCAUGUAGAUAUAAAAGAAGAAGAAAGUGAAGCAGACCUGAAACCUCCUGAGCUACAAAAUCAUAUACAAAGGCCAAAAAAAAGGCUCAAAAAAAUUGCUAAUCUAAAUGAAGCAAGAAUUAAGAGGACUAUGUUAAAUAUACAACAAGAUUUAGAGAUGCACAAGCUGAGGAUUCGGAGAGAGAAGUUACAAAUUGAACGCGAAAGGAAUCUCACCGCAUUUGAGAAACAAAUGCAAGAUUUACAAUUAGAAAAAAUGAAAAUCGAAAUAGAAUUACUGAAAGGAAAUAAAUAAAUAUAUAUAAGUACAAAAUACA